Molecule: messenger RNA, 1758 nt
Organism: Megalops cyprinoides (Indo-Pacific tarpon)
Lineage: Eukaryota; Metazoa; Chordata; Actinopteri; Elopiformes; Megalopidae
Product: excitatory amino acid transporter 5-like
Exons: 11
Coding region: 1-1758 (585 amino acids)
Biological process (GO): L-glutamate transmembrane transport
Cellular component (GO): plasma membrane
Molecular function (GO): glutamate:sodium symporter activity; neutral L-amino acid transmembrane transporter activity; L-glutamate transmembrane transporter activity
Source: RefSeq, a predicted model, not a curated record
AUGGACGAGUUACUGAUUCCCGCAGAAGGCGAGGAAUCAGCUUCAAACAGCACUUCCUUUUCUCCAAAAGACCCCGGGAAAAGCAUCCUGGAAUAUUUGAAAGAUUUGCUACACGGCAGAUUCCCUGGAAACUUCAAGCAAUGGGUGAAGGAGUAUUGCAAACGUAAUGGCUUGUUGACGCUCUCUGUCUUCGCAGUAGUGACUGGCUGUGUAUUAGGAUUCAUGUUAAGGAAUCAAAACCUCUCUACCCAGGCAAAAAUCUAUUUCUCUUUCCCUGGAGAACUCCUCAUGAGAAUAUUAAAAAUGCUCAUCCUUCCUCUAAUCACAUCAAGUUUGAUGUCAGGUCUUUCAUCAAUGGACUCAAAGGCCUGUGGCCGCAUGGGCCUGCUCACGGUCACAUACUACUUGUGGACCACCUUCAUCGCGGUUGUCGUGGGCAUCAUUCUGGUCAUCAUCAUUCACCCUGGCACGGGAACAGAGAUGGAGGGCACACGGCUCGGGGGAGGACCUGUCAUGACCUCUGCCGAUGCUCUGCUAGAUCUCAUCAGGAACAUGGUACCAGCUAAUCUGGUUGAAGCAACAUUUCAGCAGUAUAGUACAGAUUUGGUGCCUGUACUCAAAACCACCCCAAAGACUGCGGAGCCCAGCUAUGUGUACAUCAUGCCGGAUGACAUCAACCCCAAAGUGGGUCGGCCCGUGUUUCUGGAACUUACCCCUCCACCAGAGAUCCAUUACAAGAGCGUCCCAGGCAGCAGCAAGCAGAUGAAUGUGUUGGGCAUCGUCAUAUUCUCCGCUACCAUGGGCCUACUGUUGGGGAAGAUGGGCGAGAGAGGUGCCCCGCUGGUCAAUGUGUGUCAGUGUAUCAAUGAAUGUGUGAUGAAGAUCAUUAAUGCUGCAGUAUGGUAUUUUCCCUUUGGCAUCAUAUUCCUUGUGGCUGGAAAGAUCCUAGACAUGCAGGACCCAUCCAGCCUUGGAAAGAAGCUGGGGAUGUACACGGUGACAGUCCUGGCGGGGCUUUUUGUCCAUGGCCUCAUCCUGCUUCCCUUUUUCUACUUCCUUUUGACACGCAAGAACCCCUUCACCUACAUCCGCGGCCUACUACAAGCACUAGUCAUUGCUCUGGCCACCUCUUCCAGCUCUGCCACUCUGCCAAUCACCAUGAAGUGCUUGCUGGAGAACUGCCACGUGGACCGGCAGAUCGCGCGUUUUGUGCUGCCUGUGGGUGCCACAAUCAACAUGGACGGCACUGCCCUUUACGAGGCUGUGGCUGCGAUCUUCAUUGCGCAGGUCAAUGAUUACGAGCUCGACUUCGGCCAGCUGGUCACCAUCAGCAUAACAGCAACAGCUGCCAGUAUUGGAGCAGCUGGUAUCCCACAGGCUGGCCUUGUAACCAUGGUGAUUGUGCUGACGUCAGUGGGUUUGCCGCCAGAUGACAUCACGCUCAUUGUGGCUAUCGACUGGGUGCUGGAUCGAUUCCGGACCAUGAUCAAUGUGCUGGGAGACGCUCUAGCAGCUGGGAUCAUUGCUCAUUUGUGUCGAAAAGACUUUCCUGCGUCUGACGACAAGGUACCCUUUCAAAUCCCAAAUAAAGCAUCAAGACAGGGAUGGACUCCGGACAUAUCUUGUGGCAUGCAGAACAUGCAGAAUAUACCCAUGACUGAGGUACCACUGUUGGCCAGCAAGGACAGUGUGUUUGAGGUGAUUGGGGACACCGUGAUCGAGAAACCUACAGUCUACUACAACCUCUGCCAAGUCUGA